Messenger RNA from Gasterosteus aculeatus aculeatus (three-spined stickleback), 2336 nucleotides. RefSeq names its product 3-phenylpropionate/cinnamic acid dioxygenase ferredoxin subunit. NCBI's taxonomy places the organism in Eukaryota, Metazoa, Chordata, Actinopteri, Perciformes, Gasterosteidae. The record is from RefSeq and is a predicted model, not a curated record. Gene Ontology annotation, molecular function: 2 iron, 2 sulfur cluster binding.
CGGUGACACCGCGUCACGCCUCUCCGGCUGCAGCCCGGAUGGAGGCGGCUCAGUCCCGCACCGCUCGACCGCCGCACACGCUCGGCCCGCCUGGAUGAAAUGGAAAUAUAUUCUCCACCGAGAUAAAAACCGCCCGAGUGCGUUUUUUUUUGUUGUUGUUGUUGUUUCGUUUUGAGCAUCCCGGGCGGAAAUCUCGCCGUUCUUGGCUCAUGGCGUCCGGCUCCGGGGACGACGAGGCGAAGGCGCGGGGCGGCUCGUGGAGACUCGUAGGCCCGGCGGCGCGGCUCUCCGCGACGCGCUGCCGCCUCGUGUACUGCUCGCUCGGCCGCGACGCGGACGUCUGCCUCUUCCACGUGAGGGGCGAGUUCUUCGCCAUGGACGCUCGCUGCGCACAUUCCGGUGGUCCUCUCUGUGAGGGGGACAUCGAGGAGGCUGACGGAGUCCUGCAGGUCUUCUGUCCCUGGCACGACUACGACUUUGACCUGAGGACGGGGAAGUCAGGGACGUCCUUACAGCAACAAGUGUACGAAGUCAAGCUGGAGGACGGCAACGUGUUCGUGAAACACGCCGGCCGGCUCUCCCUGGAGCCGCUCCCCGCGGAGCAGAAGGAGAGUUGAAGAACUUCGGCGGAAACCGAGACAAUCCCGAACAUUCCUCAGCCUCACCUGCCGCUUUCCGCGGAGCUCAGGAUGACGGCGAAGAGGAUUGGUCUGAAGAAAAAAGAAUAAAUUGAGUUUUUCUUGCUGCUUCUUCGACACAGAGAGCAACCGGGCAGGCGAAAGAAAAUGCAGCACGAAAACAAGAAAUAUUCCUCUUCUCAGAAAAUGUAAUAGAACUCACCAGCAUACUGUAUUUUAUUAUUGCCACUUGAUCAUUUUAGAUUUUAAAUUAUUCCUAGAAAUAAUAUUAUUACUGAUUUUAUUUAUUUUCCUGUCUAGUUGUGUUGUGUUGCAAAACAUCUGUUUUGGGCGGAGAGAAAAUCCUUCCAAAUCUUUCAUUUAAAGCUACUGCAGGGAACUUUUAUUUUGUGCUGAUUCUGGCGCCCCCUGUGGACGAGGGAGGGAUUGUUUCUGAGUUUUCACCACAGUAGCGUCUGAAUCGUGGUUCCGGUUCUCCUACUUGUAUGAGUCAUGUAGAGGUAUUAGUAUUAAAUUAGCUCCUCUUACAGUGGCUUUGAAUACAACAUGACAUACAAAUGACCUGUAAUGUAAUAUGUAAACUUUAGGAAUCAUUACAAUUUAUGCAAAGACACUGAUUUGUAACUGCAGUUGAAUUGACUUUCAAUAUUUUGCCAGUAACAUGUAGACGUUGAAAUCCAAGCUGACCUGUCAGAUAUCCAUUGGCUCGAUCGCGUAACAGCAGAAAUAUUAAUGACAGAUUCUUUCAGCGUGAUGUCUAACUCGACUUAUCGGCCUCACGGCCGUUACCGCCACUAGCCCCUCUUCAAUGUCUUCAACAGGCCGCCCCCGAGGCCUCAAACUCUCACGCCCACUCGCUGAAUCGUGGCUCUUUGAAUACAUUUAGACACAUUCCAGUGAGCAGAAAACUUUCCUAACAGAAUGUCCUCUUCUGAAGAGGUUUAAAAAAAUAGAAAAUACAAACCCACAUAAGCGUUGCAGCGUUUAGAGGAGUCGAGACGUCUCCAUCAGCGUUUCCCCUUCUGACGGGUUCCUCCAUUAUUGACGCAAUGGGACUUAAAAGAAACGGCCACGAAGGCGCCGGAGGGAGGUUCACGACCUGAAAGGCACCAUUGACUGGAGAAAAAUAACUUUUUCUAGCUGUGUGUGUGUGUGUGUGUGUGUGUGUUUUUCGCUAUGGGAGGGCACUCGCUCACUAUAUUUUCUGGCAGAGGCCCGGCGCCCGGUCACGAACGUGUGAGUGACGGUGUGGCUCAGCUCUCACAUUUUCCUCCCUGCUGUGCAACUUGAUUACACUAACCAUUCCACUGGCGAAAAAUUGCCCAGAUGUAUUUUUUGUCAAGCUCAGCCCCCCGCGGUGUGAUGGCCGCACACAACGGGGAUGCAGCUAUUUCGCGUCGGGAGGAAAGUAAAAGUAAACGUUGAUCGGGAUGCGGUUCUGACAUUCUUCACUCUGAGAAACGAUCGGCAAACGUGAUAGCGCGCCGCCAUGUUUCCUUAACACUUAAAAGCAUUUAACUUAUCGUUUAUAUGAAUUAUUGAUCUGCACUUUAUGUUAAUUUCAAUCACUUGUUCUGUUAACAGCCGCUUUAUUUGCUGUAAACUAUACAUAUGUUGUUAUGACUCAUGCAAAGUGUAUCUGUAUUGUUUGAUUCAAAUUAAAUUAUUAUAUCUUAGCAAAGCUGCAAUGAAUUUAAA